Corythoichthys intestinalis (scribbled pipefish) is the source of this 4914-nucleotide messenger RNA. It is a transcript of the gene pitpnm3, whose product is annotated as PITPNM family member 3. Gene Ontology annotation, molecular function: glycerophospholipase activity; metal ion binding. The transcript has 19 exons. Lineage: Eukaryota; Metazoa; Chordata; Actinopteri; Syngnathiformes; Syngnathidae. The record is from RefSeq and is a predicted model, not a curated record. Gene Ontology annotation, cellular component: COPII-coated ER to Golgi transport vesicle; cytoplasm. Bases 468 to 3308 code for a protein of 946 amino acids.
CUUAAUUGGCGGUUUUAUUUGUUUGUGGUGACCGCCGGGGGGACGGACGCCCUUCAACUGCUUCGGACGUGCGCACCGCUGGAGGCAGUGGCGCUGCAGACCCGUACUCGGCUCAUCUCUUCUGGAUUUACUAGCGGAUGGAAGAGGAGGAGGGAGGAAGCUGUGUUGGGUGGCCAUGUGAGCCAAGUCUGCACAGAGACAACAAACCCUCCCCAAAGUAUGCGCGGCGGCUGCGGUGUAGCUGGUACGGGCGGGGGCGAGUGGAUGUCCGCUUGACACAGGUGGAUGCGAAGCGAGGAGCUCGGCAGCUCAUUGCCGCGAGAGAAGGCGCGCCAGGCGGCUGCGGCGUCAGGCUCGCGUCGGUGUGAUCUCGGACCUUUUUGGAAGCACUGCUCAACCUUAAUCUUCUUCCUUAUUUUGGCAUCAGCUAGUCGAGAGAGGGAGAGGAGAUCUUUGGAUAGGACAGCAUGUCUAAAGAAGCGAGAGGAGGAGGUUCGUCACGCAAGCACAGUACUCCCCACUGGUGUCUGCAGAACAUCGCGCAAGAAUCUGUGGACAGCUCCGAUGAAGAGUUUUUCGACGCUCGAGAUGUGAUGGAGGGGAAAAGUGCCAUGCUCCUGGGCAUGAGUCAGUGGAACUCCAAUGACCUGGUGGAGCAGAUUGAAACACUGGGACACAUGGACCCGUCACAUGAGGGUCUAUACCAGCUGAGCGAUCCACGCUGUGCCCCUCAAAGCAGUAUUGAAGGACUUGAAGACGGAGAGAAUUCCAAAUGUCGGACGCACGUGCUGCUGCUGGUGGUGCAUGGGGGCAACAUCCUGGACACAGUGGGCGGUGAUCCCAGUGCUAAGGCGGGUGACGUGGCCACCCUGGCUUCUGUGCUGGACAAAGUGACACGGGCGCAUUUCCAGGCCGCCACCGAGCACGUGAUGAUCAAAUUGGUGCCGUGCCCGCCCGUGUGUGCCGAAGCCUUCUCGCUGGUGUCAAAUCUGAAUCCGUACAGCUAUGACGAGAGCUGUGUUUCAAGCAGCGUGGACCACCUGCCGCUGGCCGCCCUCCCACUGCUCGCCAUCGUGUCGCCACGCUACCAGGAUGCUGUCGCGACCGUCAUUGCCCGCGCUAACCAGGUGUACCGCAGCUUUCUGCAGUCCGAUGAUGGGCAGGGCUUCUCGGGAAAGGUGUGCCUAAUGGGAGACUGUGUGGGCGGCGUGUUAUGUUUUGAUGCAUUGUGCUUCAGCAAUCAGCAAAGACCCGGCAGCCCGAACAACACCAGUGGCAGCAGGAACAAUAGCACUGAAAGUCUCAAGGGAAACUCAGGACUUCUUGGUGAGUCCAGUUCUGGUCUGACCUCCAGCAAAAGGCUAAGUAAGAGCAACAUUGACAUCUCAGCCCCAAACGAAGGGCGCUGUCCAGGGGCACCGCCCCUUAGUCGCAAGCAGAGCGACUCGUACGAUGGUGACACGUCUUCUACCGGCCAGCAUGUCUUCUUCUCCAGCCUGAUGAAGGAAAGCGUGGAGGUGCGCACUAGCAGCAACAGCAGCCCCGGUCUUCUGAUCAAUCCCGGACACUUUGACUUUGACGUGUCGGAUUGCUUUCUAUUGGGUUGUCCACUGGGUCUGGUGCUUGCCAUGCGUCGCACUGUGCUGCCUGCUGUCCAGGUGCAUCAGCUCCACCCGGCCUGCGCGCAGAUCUUCAACCUUUUCUUCCCAUCAGACCCUUCAGCCUCCAGGCUGGAGCCUCUGCUGCAGCCCCUCUUUCACAAGCUCCCCCCUUUUGCCGUGCCACGCUACCAACGCUACCCUCUGGGCGACGGACGCUCCUUGGUCAUAGGCGAAAGCAUCCAGGGCCAUCCCGAUGUCUUUCUGGAGGGCGAGCAGACCCCUGCGGCUCCCCAGUGUUCUCCUGAAAAAGGACGGCGGCGGGCCAGCAUGACAAGCGUGGAUAGCCGAAUGUCCAUUGGUUCCAUCAGCCAUCAGCUUGGCGACGCCAUCGCAAACAUUUCCAGUAGCUGGUGGGGCUCUAAGAGGCUGGACUAUUCCCUCUACUGCCCCGACGUGUUGACCGCCUUCCCCACGGUGGCGUUGCCGCACCUUUUUCACGCCUCCUACUGGGAGUCCACUGAUGUCGCCGCUUUUGUCCUUCGACAGCUCAUGCGGUGUGACUUUGUGAAGACACAGGAAGCAGACAAUCUGGACUCGGCCCCUUUUUCGCCCUCCAGCCCGCGAGAAAAGUGGUUGCGACGGAGGACGCAUGUCAAGCUGAGGAACGUGACCGCCAACCACCGGGUGAAUGACGUUAUCGCCACGGAAGAUGGACCACAGACACUGGUCGGCCGCUUCAUGUACGGACCCCUGGACAUGGUGACGCUAACUGGGGAAAAGGUGGACAUUUUGCUGAUGACUCAACCCCAGUCAGGCCGCUGGGUGCACUUUGACACCGAGGUUACAAACAGCAACGGCCGGGUGACGUACACCAUUCCCGACGACAAGAAGCUCAGCCUUGGCGUAUAUCCCAUUAAAAUGGUGGUCAAGGGUGAUCAAACGUCGGCCGAGGCCUACCUGACAGUGUUACCUCGCGGCAUGGAGUGCGUGGUCUUUAGCAUCGAUGGCUCCUUCGCAGCCAGUGUUUCUAUCAUGGGCAGUGACCCUAAGGUCCGCCCCGGAGCCGUGGAUGUCGUCAGGCACUGGCAGGACUUGGGCUACCUGAUUAUCUAUAUCACGGGUCGCCCUGACAUGCAGAAACAGCGCGUGGUAUCCUGGCUGUCGCAGCAUAAUUUUCCUCAUGGCAUGAUCUUCUUCUCUGAAGGUUUAGUUCACGACCCACUACGACAGAAGACUAUCUUCCUCAGGAAUCUCAUACAGGAGUGUCACAUCAAGAUCAACUCUGCUUAUGGAUCCAUGAAGGACAUCUCUGUUUACAACAUGCUUGGUCUUGGGCCCUCGCAGAUUCAUAUAGUGGGAAGACCGUCAAAGAAGUACCAGAACCAGUGUCAGUUCUUAAGUGAAGGCUACGCUGCGCACCUCUCCUCCCUCCAGUUUGGCCACAGAGCUCGACCCAAAAAGUCACCCUCGGUUCGUAUGGUCCUCAGGAAAGGCUCCUUCGGGCUCACUGCCAAACCGGACUUCCUGUGCAAGCGGACCCACCUGCGCAGGACCAUGUCUGUCCAGCAGCCUGACCCACCCUGCACGGCCAACCCUAAGCCCGAGCGGGCCCAGAGCCAGCCCGAGUCAGACAAGGACCACGGAGGGGGAGGCGGGCAAGGCGUGUGGGGCCGGGGCGUGAUGCAUCGAGGGGAUACCACUCCCUGAUGCUGAACAAAGAGACAAUGGAUGAAUUCCUGGAAGAUAGCGGAAGAGACAAAGCUGAGGUUAGAACUUGAAAAUAGAUGUGAUCCAAAUGGGUCUUUUUGAGGGCUUUCUUAAAUUGGAUUUAUUCUUAUUCAGGCCCUGUACCGAUUUCAUUUUGCAACAUGAAAUCUGCUGGAGAUCUGGCAUUUUGCUUCAGAGCGCCCAUUUUGAACAUUUUCAAACUCUUUCAAAACAAUUGCCGCAAAAUUUGAACCACACAUACUAAACAGGUGGACAACAUUCAUUUCCUUUUGUCAUUAUAUGUCAGUGGACCACAGUUAUAAAAGAAAAUUAAGAUCAGAUCUUGAUUAGUAAUUUCACUGAACAACUUCUAUAGCAUGAGUAGUCCCACCAAAUAUUCUGAAGAACUUCAACAAGAAACACAAUGUUCAUUUACGUUUGAAGCGGCCAUUUUAGAGUUUUGCUUCUAUUCACUUAAUGGAAAUUUGACGAAUUCGAAGUAAUCUUGGCUAUAAAAUCGAUCGAUCGAUUUUGUGAGACAUCGUUAAACUUAAAGUACCACCUAAAAAAUUACUUGCAAGAUGUUUUGAAUUUUAAAAGUAUACAUAUGUUUGUAAACCACUACAAGUCAUUCUCUGCGGUUAAAAGGCGAUACACCUCCGAUCAAUUAGAACUGGUAAGGUUGGCAGAAUUCACUCUUAUUUUCAGUGGUUUGGCAUGGAUUGUAUUGGCAGUGGCAGCAAAUAACUUAACUUUAGGCACUGUUUAAGCUUUAACACUGUGCUUACUGUAAAAUAGGAAAACAAAUUAACUACACACAAACAUGAAUUUACAUUGUUUUUCGCGGUUAAUGGGGGCCAGAACCCGCCGCAAAAUUUAUUCAGAUUUAGCAUUGGAAAGAGAUACAUAUAAAAAAAUUAAAUUACAAAAAACAAACAAACAAACAAACAAAAUAUAUAUAUAUAUACAUAUAUAUUAGGGCUGUCAAAAUUAUCGCGUUAACGGGUGGUAAUUAUUUUUUUAAUUAAUCAUGCUAAAAUAUUUCACGCAAUUAACGCACAUGCCCCGCUCAGACAGAUUUAAAUGACAGUACAGUGAAAUGCCCACAUGUUAAUUGUGUUUUGUGGAGUUUUGCCGCCCUCUGCUGGUGCUUGGGUGCGACUGAUUUUAUAGGCUUCAGCACCCAUGAGCAUUGUGUAAGUAAUUAUUGACAUCAACAAUGGCCGGCUCCUAGUUUAUUUUUUGAUUGAAAAUUUUACUAAUUUUAUUAAAACGAAAACAUUAAGACGGGUUUUAAAUUUCUAUAACUUGUACUAACAUUUAUCUUUUAAGAACUACAAGUCUUUCUAUCCAUGGAUCGCUUUAACAGAAUGUUAAUAAUGUUAAUGCCAUCUUGUUGAUUUUUUGUUAUAAUAAACAAAUACAGUCCUUAUGUACCGUAUGUUGAAUGUAUAUAUCCAUCUUGUCUUAUCUUUCCAUUCCAACAAUGAUUUACAGAAAAAUAUGGCAUAAUUUAUAGAUGGUUUGAAUUGUGAUUAAUUGCGAUUAAAGAAUUUUUAAGCUGUAAUUAACGCGAUUAAAAAUUGUAAUCGUUUGACAGCCCUAA